Phalacrocorax carbo (great cormorant) is the source of this 3043-nucleotide messenger RNA. The record is from RefSeq and is a predicted model, not a curated record. NCBI's taxonomy places the organism in Eukaryota, Metazoa, Chordata, Aves, Suliformes, Phalacrocoracidae.
GUGGGCGGGUGUUUCCGGUUCCGGGUCGGCGGCGGCGGCCGAGGAAGGGGGGGGGGCGCCGGGGCCGCGGCUGUUUGUAAACUUGUCGGCGCGGCGCGGCGCGGAGCGGAGCGCGGAGGGGCCGCGGCAGGCGAAGACCCGCGGCGGCAGCGGCGGCGGCGGCAGCGGCGACGGCAGCGGCGGCGGCGGCGUCCCCCGGGGGGUGCUGCCGGCUCCCGCCCCGGGGGGGGGGACGGGCGGUGGGGAAGGGGGGGGGGGAUGUCCCCUCUCUAAGAAACCUCCCCCGGCGGCAGCUGCCGGUUCCUGCCUAAAACCCUGCCUAAAACCCUGCCUAAAACCCUGCCGGCCCCUCACCCCCCGGGCUCGAGGAGGAAAGGCCUCGCGGCACCCGCGGCGGCGCCGGGGGGAAGAUGUCGGCAAAGUGGAGGGUACUGGACGAGCCCGGCAAAAAAAAAAAAAAAAAUGAUUAACUGAACCCACCUUUCUAACCGUUAAAAAAAUUCUUUUCCUGGGCGAGAAUUAAGGCUAAAGAAUUGUUACAAUCCCGUUUGUCGAGGACAGACAGACAGACACAAGAUGGCUCAGGCGAGCCUCCUGGCCUGCGAGGGCCUCUCCGGCGUCUGCCUCGUGCCCACGGUCGCCAGCAAGAAGAUGAUGCCGAAGCAGAGCUCGAAGCAAGGGGAGAGCAGGGAGAGGGGGAGCAGCCCCGACGUGCUGGCUCUCCGUCAGGACGGCGAGAAGCCCCGCAGCCGCAAGGAGGACGAAGCCGCCGAGGCCUCGCAGCCCAAGAAAUCCAUUAAAAAGCGCCGCAAGCGGGUGGCCGGCGCCGAGGGACCCAGCCGCUCCUCCCGGAGAGGAUCCCACCUCGGCAGCCAGAUGGUGGUGAUUGAGCAGAACGGCUCCUUCCAGCUGAGGAUCCCCAAAAACUUCAUCUGCGAGCACUGCUUCGGCGCCUUCCGCAGCAGCUACCACCUCAAGCGGCACAUCCUCAUCCACACCGGCGAGAAGCCCUUCGAGUGCGAUGUCUGCGACAUGCGCUUCAUCCAGAAAUACCACCUGGAGCGUCACAAGCGCGUCCACAGCGGCGAGAAACCCUACCAGUGCGAGCGCUGCAUGCAGAGCUUCUCCCGGACAGACCGGCUGCUGAGACACAAACGAAUGUGCCAAGGUUGCCAAACCAAGACCCCCGACUCGCAGCUGCUGCUCUAGGAGCCGAGGAGGAGCCCCCCGAGCCCCCCCCCCGAGCCCCCCCAACCCCGGCACCGACCGUGGGCGGGGGGGGGAACCGCCGACGCCACCUCCCGCGGAAGGAAGGGGGGUUUGUUGGGUGGUUCCCCCCCCCCCCAAUCUCCUUCCUCCCCUUCCUCCUCUUCCAUUUCUCGUGGCUUCCCCCCGCCGCAGGGGCCGGGGAAGAGCAGGCCCCUCGCCCGGACUUCCAGCGCCAUAAAUAACUCGGGGAGGGGGCCCGGGGGGGGGGACCCACCCGGAAAACCACAAACCGCCGCCUUUUCCCCACCACCACCCCCGCGACCGACAAACUGCAGCCUACAAACCUGCCCCCCCUCACCCCCUCGGUUUUACGCCCCCCCGAUUCCCCCCCCCCCCCAAAAUCCUGCCCGUCCUCCUCUCAGGAAAAGCUUGGCGCUCCUAAGCCCGGCCUAAAGUCGAGCAAAACCAAACCCCGCGCCGCCUCCAGAGCCGCGAGCGCGUCCUCGGGGCCGCCGGUCUCAGGUAGGAGGGUCUCGCGGGGAGGAAACACACACACACCCCCCCCCCCUUUUUCUGACCCUUUUUUUCCUUUUUUCAUCGCUUUUUUGAGGAAAAAAAAAACAAAAAAAAAAAAGAGGGGGGAAAAACCCACCGUCCCCCCCCUCCCCGCGCUUUGGCGGGGCCCGGCCGGCGGCAGCUCCGCGGCACUUCCCUUCCGAAUUUCUUCAUAAUUUUUUUUUGGGGGGUUUAUUCACUUUUCCACGUGUGGUUUUUUUUUGGGGGGGCGAUGCUGUCGCUCCAGUGCCCUUUGGGGGGGGGCGAGGGGGUGAUUGAGUGGGGGGGGAGGCUAGAUGGGAGCUCACCCCAAAAAUAGGGCUGUUCUGGGGGGGGAAACCCUGAUGCUGAGUGAGAAAAGCCUCUUGGGGGGGCCAAAGAGGCCAUGGAGAGACCCCCCCCCAGCUCCCAGCCCUCCCUGCCGUGGGGGGGGUCACCCCUGCUCCCCCCCCCCCCCCAGCAUUUUGGGGUGGCCAGAGGAGAGCCGGGCUCUUUGGGGACAGUUUUGGGGACACCAGCAGUGCCUGGCAGCCCCCCCCCCCAAAAAGCACAGACUGUGCUGUCCCACAGCGACCCCCCCCCGCGCUGGGGGGGGGGCAAAGGGGCCCCAAUUUGGCUGCUGCUCCCCCCCCCCCGGCCCCCCCCCAUUCCUCUGGGUGCCACGGGGGGGGGGCACUGUGCUGUCUCCAUUGAUACAGGCACCCCCAUUUCGGGAGCCCCCCCCUAUUUCGGGAACCCCCCCCCCCCAGCCUAACUCCGUCCCCAUCGGCCUUUUGCGUCUGUGGGAUUUGAGGGGGGGGGGACACACACGCCGAUGGGGUUUUGGGGGGGUCCCGGGGGGGGGGCUGGGCAGAACCAAGCACUGAGGUUUCACCGGGUGGCAGAAGCGUGGUGGCCACAUGCAGACCCCCCCCCAGGACCCCCCCCAAACCCGGGGAGGGGGGGGCACAGGGGACCCCCCCCCAACCCCCCCCGGCUUCAUUGGUUUUCUUAGGGGGGGGUGGGGGGGGUUGUUUUUUUUUCAUUGGGUUUAUUUUGGGGGAGGGGGUUUAAUACACUUAUUUUGCUAUGGGGGAAGGGAAGGGGGGGUGGGGGGGGUCAGGGUGCACCCCUGGGGUGGUGGGGGGCGGGGUGCAGCCCCUCCCCCCCGGGGCUGACCUUGCGUCACUUUUAAAUCGUAGUUUUUUUGUUCUUUGCCCCCCCCCCGCAGCGUCGGUCCCCGUGUCCCCCCCCCAGCCUUUAGGGUUUAUUUAAAUAAAAACUCGUCGGGUUUUUUUUC